UAUCAUUAGUCAAAUUUUAUCAUUUGUGCAAGAGAAGGGGUUUGAUGUGAAAGCUUUGAGAGCAUUCAGAGUACUGAGGCCUUUACGUUUAGUGUCUAGAGCACCAAGUCUGCAGGUGGUGUUGAAUUCCAUACUUCGUGCUAUGGUCCCUUUGUUACAUAUUGCUCUGUUAGUCAUUUUUGUUAUUAUCAUUUACGCUAUUGUUGGACUCGAACUAUUUUACGGCAGACUCCACUAUGCGUGCUUCAAGUUUAACACAACAAAAAAUGAAUUUGUUGAUGACCAGCCUCGGAUCUGUGGUGGCGGCUACGACUGUGAGAAGAAGGGUGUGUGCAGGGAGUGGUGGGAAGGACCCAACUAUGGUAUCACAAACUUUGACAAUUUUGGUCUGGCUAUGCUGACAGUCUUCCAGUGUAUAACCAUGGAGGGUUGGACCAAUGUGCUUUAUGAUAUUAAUAAUGCUGUAGGGAGUGGAUGGCCGUGGAUGUAUUUUGUCAGCCUCAUUAUCAUUGGUUCAUUCUUUGUCCUUAACCUUGUUCUUGGUGUCCUUAGCGGUGAGUUUUCCAAGGAAAGAGAAAAGGCCAAAGCCCGUGGUGAUUUCCAAAAACUACGAGAGAAGCAACAACUUGAGGAAGAUCUGAGGGGGUAUCUGGAUUGGAUAACUCAAGCUGAGGACAUUGAUCCAGAGAAUGAGCAUGUUGUAGAAGAAGGAGCAACACCCAGACACUCUAAAAUUGCCAGCGAGUUGGAUCCUGAGGACAAGGAGGAGGAGGAGGUUGAAGCUGUGGAACUGCAGCAGUCGUGGUUCCAGAAGAAAAGACAGCGACUACAGAAAUUGAACAGGAGAUGUCGCAGGCUGUGUCGCAGGGUUGUCAAGUCUCAGGCAUUUUACUGGGCGGUCAUUGUGCUAGUGUUUCUGAACACACUCAUUUUAACAUCGGAGCACUACUCACAGCCCUUAUGGUUGGAUGAGUUUCAAGCUAUUGCCAACCUGUUUUUUGUGGUUCUGUUUACCCUGGAGAUGUUACUCAAGAUGUACAGCCUGGGGUUCCAGGGCUAUUUUGUGUCACUCUUCAACCGCUUUGACAGCUUUGUGGUUCUGUGUAGCAUACUGGAGGUGAUUCUUCAGUACACCGAUGUCUUUCCUCCUUUGGGUAUAUCUGUGCUCAGGUGUGCCCGCUUGCUCAGGGUCUUCAAGGCCACUAGGUAUUGGUCUGCUCUACGUAACCUGGUGGCAUCACUCCUGAACAGUAUGCGCUCCAUUGCCAGUUUGUUGCUGCUGUUGUUUUUGUUUAUUGUCAUUUUUGCCUUGCUGGGGAUGCAGUUGUUUGGUGGCAAGUUUAACUUCCCUGACAGCGAAAAACCUCGCAGUAACUUUGACUCAUUCUGGCCAUCACUGCUGACUGUCUUUCAGAUUCUGACUGGUGAGGACUGGAAUGCUGUCAUGUACGAUGGUAUACGGGCUUAUGGUGGUGUGCACUUUCCAGGCAUUUUUGUGUGUCUCUACUUUGUGGUUCUGUUUAUAUGUGGUAACUAUAUAUUGCUGAACGUCUUCUUGGCCAUCGCUGUAGACAACUUGGCAGAUGCCCAGAGCUUGACAGAAAUUGAGGAACAGAAGGAGGAGGAGAAAGAAAGGAAAAAGUCAUUACGGAGAUCCAAGAGUAUAAGUCCAAGCAAAGAUCAGGAGGGAAAAGAUGAAGAAGGCUUAGAUGUGAAUGGCAACGAUAGCGGGGAAGCUGCAGAGAAGACUUCCAUCCAGCUCAGCAGGCAGCCCAGCUUGAAGAGUAAAAGAUCCUACAGAAGAGAAAGCACCCCUGGAGAUCACCAUGUCCGCUUGGAUCUGACUCCGGACCACAUCACCUCUGGAGAUUACAAGAGUAACCACAAAGCUCCAUUGCCAG
This is a messenger RNA of Candidula unifasciata, 1901 nucleotides long. Lineage: Eukaryota; Metazoa; Mollusca; Gastropoda; Stylommatophora; Geomitridae. The record is from the annotation of a GenBank genome assembly.